Acanthisitta chloris (rifleman) is the source of this 1149-nucleotide messenger RNA. RefSeq names its product leupaxin-like. Gene Ontology annotation, biological process: muscle structure development; actin cytoskeleton organization. Gene Ontology annotation, molecular function: muscle alpha-actinin binding; actin binding. Lineage: Eukaryota; Metazoa; Chordata; Aves; Passeriformes; Acanthisittidae. The record is from RefSeq and is a predicted model, not a curated record. Gene Ontology annotation, cellular component: Z disc; filamentous actin; stress fiber.
AUGGAGGAUUUGGAUGCUUUGCUGGCAGAACUGGAGCAGAGUUCCUGUGUGCCCUUCAAGGACUGUGCAGUGCAGGGACAGAGCUCCUGCAAGGAUCCCUCCACAGCUGGGUGCCUGGAGCCCUAUGGCUAUGAGCUGCCAGCUUCAGCGGCCCUGAAGGUGCAGCAGCCUCCUCGGGCUCAGCCUCCGAGAGAGAGUUUGGAGACAGUAUACAGCCCCCCCCCCCCAGCCCCCCAGCCACUGCUCUCCUCUCCCCCACCCACGACAGCUGCCCAGCAGCUGGAUGAGCUCCUGGCUGACCUGGGCCACAUGCAGAGCAAGCUGCCAGCUGCAGGGCAGGGAGCUGGGGUGCCUGUGGAGCCAGAGUCCUCGCUGGACAACAUGCUGGGCGCCGCCUGCCACAAGCCAAUCGCCGGCAAGGUGAGCCCACGCGGGCAGCCCUUCCCCUGGGCAUCCCAGGAGCUGCCCUCACACCUCUCUGCCUCCUCACAGGUGCUCACAGCCCUGGGCAAGACCUGGCACCCCGAGCACUUCACCUGUGCCCGCUGCGGGCAGGAGAUGGAUAACCAGCCCUUCUUUGAGCGGGGCGGGCAGGCAUACUGCGAGGAGGACUACCACCAGGCCUUCUCCCCCCGCUGUGCCUACUGUGCCGGCCCCAUCCGGGAGAAAGUCCUGACAGCCCUGGACCAGACCUGGCACCCUGAGCACUUCUUCUGUGCCCACUGCGGGAAGGUGUUUGGAGACGAUGGAUUCCAUGAGCGGAAUGGGAAGCCGUACUGCCGCCAGGACUUCCUGGACAUGUUUGCCCCCAAAUGCCACGGCUGUGAGCGCCUGGUCACAGACAAUUACUUGUCGGCGCUGCAGAGCGUGUGGCACCCCGAGUGCUUUGUGUGCACGGAAUGCAUGAGGGGCUUCACGGGUGGCUCCUUCUUCGAGUUGGAGGGUCGACCCUACUGCGAGCUGCACUUCCACCAGCGGCAGGGCAGCAUCCGCCCCGUGACCGGGCGCGGCAUCACGGCCGCAGGGCGCAAGUACCACCCCGAGCACUUCAUCUGCACCUACUGCCUGGGCCGCCUGCAGAAGGGCACUGUCCGCGAGUGUGGCGACAAGAUGUACUGCCAGGCCUGCUACGACAAGCUCUUCCUCUGA